Molecule: messenger RNA, 1599 nt
Organism: Arachis duranensis
Lineage: Eukaryota; Viridiplantae; Streptophyta; Magnoliopsida; Fabales; Fabaceae
Exons: 7
Coding region: 1-1599 (532 amino acids)
Source: RefSeq, a predicted model, not a curated record
AUGCCAAACACGGGUGGAGGUGCCCGAUUAACUGCAAACAUAGGGGUAGCCCGAUUGACUACAAUUAGACAAAUGGCCAGAACUACCACUUAUCAUCAAUCUGUUACAGGUGUACAUCAAGACACUGUUACAACUACUAAUUCAAUUCCUCAACCAAUUGCUUCUUAUGAACCAACUAUAAACAAUACUAGAAGCCAUGCAAAUAUAAAUGACGAACAAUUAGCUUCAGCAAGUCAUGGUAUAUAUACAUUCCGUGCUCAAGGAUCAAUGUACCACAGUAUAGGAGGAUUUCAUCCAGAUCAGGGGGCGCGGCCACGCUUCUUGCAACUAUAUAUAUACGAUACUGAUCACAAGUUACAAAAUAGGAUGCUGGAGAACACACAACUGCAUGAAAGUUUGGUUUUGAAGCUACAAUUGUUGCACCGAUAUAAUCCUUUUAUCCAUGUAUUCCGUCAGCUUGCACAACAACUAGAUGUGCAAGAGUGUAGUUUGGUGAUCAGAGAGCGAUCUGCUAAUCAACCACAAUACAGUCUCCCAACUGCUUCACAAGUAGCAGCCAUAAUAGUCGGUGAUGAUAUUGAAACAAUGGUGCGAGGACGGGAUAUCAAGGUUCAAACUCAUGCUGGUAACCUCAGAAGGAUUCAAGAGUUUGUUGGGUAUUACGAUCCACUACAAUAUCCUCUUCUUUUUCUAUUUGGAACCCAUGGAUGGGAUAUAAAUACUCGAACUCAACGUGGAAACAAAGUAUCAUGCCGGACAUAUUAUAGCUAUAUGCUCCAGAUCCACCCCAAUGAUCACUCAACAAUUUUGCAAGCGGGGCGACUUCUUCAACAAUAUGUUGUUGACAACUAUGUGAAAAUGGAAACAGGAGAGAAUAAUGCUGAAAAUGUUGGCAGAAGAACGAUAUUACCAUCGUCGUUCGUGGGCAGUCGUCGAGACAUGACUCAAUGGUACGAGGAUGGAAUGGCUAUUGUUCUUAAAGAAGGCAAACUGGAUAUUUUUCUAACUAUGACAUGCAAUCCAUCAUGGUCAGAAAUAGCUUCGGAACUCAGUCCUACCCAAACUCCACAGGAUCGUCCGGAUCUAACAACUAGGAUUUUCAGAGCCAAGUUCGAACAAUUAAAGCAGGAUGUUAUUACCAAAGGUGUAUUGGGAAAGGUGAAAAGUUAUAUUUAUGUCACCGAAUUUCAGAAAAGAGGAUUUCCAUACGUACAUAUGUUGCUAAUCUUAGAAAACAAUGACAAGUUGAGUGAUCCUGACCAAUAUGAUAGUUUGGUCCGAACGGAAAUACCAUGUAAAGAAACAGAACCCCACUUACAUGAGGCAGUGCUAAGGCAUAUGGUCCAUGGUCCUUGUGGAACACUAAAUCAAUAUUCACCGUGCAUGAAGAAUGGUCAAUGUAAACGCAACUACCCAAAAGAGUUCGUACCAGAGACACGACGAGAGAUAUGUAGCAGUAUCAAGAGCAUAAAAUAUCUAUACAAGUAUUGCUAUAAGGGACCAGACCGUGUGGCGAUGGAGGUUCACAGAAGUUCUCAUUAUGAUGAGGUGCAACAGUUCAUUGAUGCAAGAUGGAUUGCUGCUCUAGAGGCAUGUUAG